Aspergillus calidoustus is the source of this 2033-nucleotide messenger RNA. The record is from the annotation of a GenBank genome assembly. Lineage: Eukaryota; Fungi; Ascomycota; Eurotiomycetes; Eurotiales; Aspergillaceae.
AAAAGAUUUCGACACGAUGGCCCAAGAGCCAACCCACGCAAUCGUCUUUGGGGCGGCCGGACUGCUCGGAUGGGCGACAGUCAACCAGCUGCUUUCUGGUUAUCCAGCCUCAUCUCCAUUCACCAAAGUCACGGCAGUGCUAAACCGCCACGUCUCCAAGGAUGAUCUGCACUGGCCAUCCAGCCCGGAAACUCCCUUAUUACAGAUCGUCUCGGGAGUCGAUCUGCUGCAAGGGACCGGCGAGGAGCUGGCGCAGCAACUCCAGGAGAAAGUUCCUGGAGUAGUUGGUAUAACCCAUGUAUUUUAUUUUGUGUUCACUGCCUUCAACGAAGACCAUAUGGAAGAAUGCACCCGCAACUGCAACAUGAUGCGCCGCGUCGCCUCAGCACUGAACAUCACCUCCCCCAAUCUGAAAUCGUUCAUCUAUCCCGGUGGAUCUCGAGGCUACGGCAUCUACAUCCCGGGCGGAAUCUUCUCACCACCGCUGCACGAAUCCCUCGCCGACGGCCUACCUGAAGAGUACGCGCGUACAGUCGCAUACCCCUGGUUCCGACGGAUCCUCACGGAAGCGAGUCGCAUCCGGAAGUGGACGUGGACCGAAAUCUGCCCCGACGCCGUGGUUGGCUUCACACCAAAUGGCUCGGCGUUUUCCCUUGCACUACACUGGGCGCAGUACCUUUCUCUUUACGCGUGUAAUCAUCGCGAUAGUGACAAGGAGGCUGAAGUCCCAUUUCCCGGGAGUGAAGCGGGGUAUAGAUCGCUCUAUACCCCUGUUUCUGGAAAGAUCCUCGGUCGGAUUGCAAUUUACGCAGCGCUGAACGGGGAGACGUGUGGAGGGAAGAUAGUCAACAUGCUUGAUCAGGAUGAGCCGAUCAGUGCGAGUGAUAUCUGGCCGGCGAUUGCCGCGUGGUUCGGGUUGAAAGGGGUUGGUCCGAGGUCGGAUCCUGCUCAAGAACCCAGCCUGGAUGAGGACGCGUCGCUGGCACCAAGUGAGUACAUCGACAAAUACCGCCAUCUCUUCUCUGAGAAUGGCAAGCCGAAGGGGUUGACGUGUGGCGUUGGGGCUGGGAAUAAGCAGUUGGAUUCGGUUGGCUGGUGGCUCGAGUUUGAUCGGCAGUUUAGUUCUGAGAGGUUGAGGUCUGUGGGUUUUACAGAGCAGCGGGACCCAAUCGAGGGGUGGAUUGAGGCUUUUGAGGAGUUCAGGCGCUCUGGGAUUAUCUUUUAGCAUGAUAAUGGAGCUAUCUCGGGGCCAAGUCUCAGUACUGAGCGUAGCCUGACUUCAGCGAGCUGUUGGAGAUUGGUACUACAAAACAUAGCGAGCUGUCUACGACUGUCGUCACUUCGUGGAAUGUUCGAUAUACUGACCAUUCUUCCCCCUUGUAGCGUUCAAGGGUCGCAUCCAACUGUCACACGAGAUAUAUUCGGCUGAACAGACAUUGGGAUAUAUGGAUGGUAAACAGCAUCCUCACGCACAUAUAUCCAGCACCAAGUGACCAAGGGCUCUUCCAAGCAUCGGAUAGAACCAGUGAAAUCCUAGCCUGAGGUUGGGUUUCUUUUCUGCGUUGUUCUCCAUCCUCCCGCUAAAGGCUGUGCCACUCGUAUGCAUAAAAGGAUCAGGUAACUGGAGUGCAUCGGGGCGCUCGGCCUUUGGGAAAAUGGCGAGAAUCACUGGGAUGAACAUGAGGCUCCAAGACCAAAAUGCGCGCUUCCCCUUGGACAGAAACGCUGGUACGCUGCGCAUAUGCGGAAUUCUCGGCCUUGGAUCGCCUGAUGAGGGAAUGUAUCCAACCACAGCAACGAGAUGAGUGCAGCCUCGUAUUGAAUGCCUAGCCACAUUUACUUCUUCUUGCCCACAAGUGUCAUUUAUGAGGUCGUCCCCGCUCGAGGUUGAGGCGUUGGGAGUGAGAAGUGCCCCAUAACCUAAGCAGGACCUCACGAAAGCAUACAUCCUCCUUUCAUCUUCGCGUUUCUAUGACUUGCAGCGGUUAGCCAUGCAGAAUUCCGAGUACACGAGCUGUACAGCACUGUCGACG